Aaosphaeria arxii CBS 175.79 is the source of this 1308-nucleotide messenger RNA. RefSeq lists its product as uncharacterized. The transcript is spliced from 3 exons. Lineage: Eukaryota; Fungi; Ascomycota; Dothideomycetes; Pleosporales. The coding region runs from base 1 to 1308 and encodes 435 amino acids. Gene Ontology annotation, molecular function: translation initiation factor activity. Gene Ontology annotation, cellular component: eukaryotic translation initiation factor 3 complex; cytoplasm. Gene Ontology annotation, biological process: translational initiation. The record is from RefSeq and is a predicted model, not a curated record.
AUGGAGGAUUUGGACAGGAUACCAUCCAUCGCGGGCAGCCAGGACAUCCAGUUGCAACUUCAGGCUGCAGCGACCCCGCUCGAGUUCCAAGCCACGUUGGAGACGAAAUUCGCAAGCUACGACAACUACUGCAACCUUUUCCACUACAUCUUGAACUCCGAGGGACCUGUAGAUUUGGAGGCACCAAACUCAUCUUGGGCAUGGGAUGUCAUCGACGAGUUCAUCUACCAAUUCAACAGCUUCUGCAGUUACCGCCAGAAAGUCGCUACUAAGGGCGAGAAUGGGGAGGAGAUCCAACUUUUGCGGGAAAACCCAAACACAUGGGGCUGCUACAGUGUGCUCAACGUUCUCUACUCUCUUAUCCAGAGGUCACAAAUCAGUGAGCAACUGGCAGCUAUGAAGCGUGGAGAGGAUCCCAGCGCGUACGCUGGCGAGUACGGUCAGAGGCCGUUGUAUAAGAUGCUUGGCUAUUUCUCCAUCGUUGGUCUCCUGCGAGUGCACUGCUUGCUUGGAGAUUUCAGCCUCGCUCUCAAGACUUUGGACGAUAUCGAGCUCAACAAGAAGUCCAUGUUCGCACGCGUGAUGGCCGCUCACUUCACCACCUACUACUAUGUCGGUUUCUCCUACAUGAUGAUGCGCCGAUAUGCAGAUGCUAUCCGCAUGUUCAGCCACAUCCUUGUCUACGUUUCAAGGACCAAGAACUUCCAGAAGAACGCUCAGUACGAUUCUAUCACAAAGAAGAACGAUCAGAUGUACGCACUCAUCGCCAUCUGCGUUGCUUUCCAGCCCACCAGACUGGAUGACACAAUCCACACCGCUCUGCGCGAGAAAUACGGCGAGCAAUUCAACCGCCUCCAGCGUGGUGGACCAGAGUCUCUUCCUCUUUUCGAAGAGCUUUUCCGCUCUGCCUGCCCCAAGUUCAUCAACCCCACCCCUCCCGACUUCGACAAUCCAGAGAUCAACAUCGACCCUGUCGAGCACCACCUGCGUAUCUUCAUGGACGAGGUCAAGAACAAUCUUAUGUCGCCUACUGUUAAGAGCUACCUCAAGCUUUACACCACCAUGGAUCUCAAGAAACUCGCCGGUUUCCUCGAGGUCGAGCCAGAGAAACUGAGGUGCUGGCUCCUAGUUAACAAGCAGAGGAACAGGCAGACAAGGUGGAGCGAGGGUGGACUUUUGGAGGGUGAAGUCAUCCACAGCAGCGAUCUUGAUUACGCUAUGGAAGGCGAUCUCAUCCACGUCUCUGAGGCCAAGGUAGGCAGGAGGCUCGUAGACUGGUAUCUCCGAAACCUCGCCAGGACGUACUAG